Molecule: messenger RNA, 5539 nt
Organism: Scleropages formosus (Asian bonytongue)
Lineage: Eukaryota; Metazoa; Chordata; Actinopteri; Osteoglossiformes; Osteoglossidae
Gene: amer3
Product: APC membrane recruitment protein 3
Exons: 3
Coding region: 258-2981 (907 amino acids)
Biological process (GO): regulation of canonical Wnt signaling pathway
Cellular component (GO): plasma membrane
Molecular function (GO): beta-catenin binding; phosphatidylinositol-4,5-bisphosphate binding
Source: RefSeq, a predicted model, not a curated record
AAGAGGCGUCAUCUGGGGCGGCCCUCUGAAGGGGGGGCUCCACACACGGGGAUUGCGCGCGUUCCCGCACCGGGUACAUCAUUCUCAUCCUCAUAAUCAUAUUCAUAUUUACGCGUUUGACGUUCGGAGCGCUGCGAGCUCGAGACGAGAUGAUGAUGCCGAUGGUGGACGCGGUCGUGCGACGGAUCACGGCGGAUCUGCUCUUUUCAAAUCGCCAGUGUCGGAAUGAAGGGAAGAGAUGUCCCUAACCUGCCCACAUGGACCUGCCAACAAGUUCUUCGAGAAGUAGCGUGCAGGUGCCUGGAGAUGCCUCAAAGUAUGAUUCCGGGACAUGCAGCCCCACAAGUUACAGUGACAGCGGUGGCCCGAGAGGGGAUCCACGUGUCCAAACUCCUGUAAGCACACCCUCCCCAGUCCUCACCGUUUCACCCUCCAUGGGCUGGUUGCGGCAUGGUGCUGUUAGGAAGAGUAAGACCCAUGACUGUGUGGUGGGCAUGGGAACUCGGGCAGGGCACAGGGGCAGCGGGACUCGGCUGGUCAGCAGCACCAGCUUCUCUGAGCUACACAGCAGCCAGGACGGUCUGUUGCGGGAGAAUCACAGCACCUCUGGAGGCAGCAGAGAGAUCAUAGACUAUCGCAACUUGACGCCCCAGUUGCCCUUCGUUCCCUCCAUUGCCAAGUCUGUUCCGAAGAAAAAGAUUUCUGUGCGUAAGCCAAGGAAGGCAAUCAAGGAGCUGCUUGGAAAGAGGACUCACAAGCAGGAGAAAGCUGCCUCUCCCCAGGCAGUGGUGUUGGCUAGGGGGGGACAUCUUUUGCUGCCCCAGGAGCUACCCCUCUUGAGCCCCUCUGCAGCUCUCGAAAACAGUGAUGCACUGUCUGACUCUUCCUUCGAGCUCUGCACCAGUAUCUGCGAGGAUGUGGCAUCACUCAAGAGCUUUGGCUCUCAUACGGGUUGUGGAGAAAUAUUUGCAGAUGAGGAACACCCUAACUCUAUGCUCAUUCCCAUGGAGCCCAUCCAGAGAAAGGACUCCGAGAAGGAUAGCACUGAGUCCAGAAAGGCCAGCCCUGUGGUGGGGUGCUUCCAGGGUGGAGUGGAGCAGAUGGCUUCUCCAGCUCACUCUGAGAUUCUGGACCUGCUUGGAUUAUGGGGUAGCUUGAAUAGAACUGUUCUAUUGAAACCGAGUACAAGAACAGAAGCUAAGAUGGAAAAAAAUACGAAAGUGAGUACUCCUACACCAGCUGAACCACCAGGUCAGCAAUGCAUAGCUUCUCCUGAGAAAACCCUUAAGCCAGUGGAGCAUAAAACGGCGGAUCCAGAAGAGGCAACACCAAAAAGCGACAAACAGGAAAUCAUCUCAACCAGUGAUGAAGGCUAUUACGACUAUAUCUCUCCUGCACUGGAAGAGAGUGGUAAGGGAUCUCUUACACCCUGUCUUUCCAACCGGUUCCCCAGGGAUAGUUAUAGUGGAGAUGCUCUCUAUGAGCUUUUCUAUGACCCCAAUGAGUGUGGGAUGAGCCCCAUCAUAGAUGAGGAUGUGAAACUAUCGGAGAGCCUUCGUGGACUAGCUAGUGAUUUGCCGUUAUCAAUGUACAGUUUCCAUGAUGGGGCGGAGGAAAAUCUGGCUCCCCCUCUAGCUCUCGAUUUCAUCAGUCAAGAGCUCCUGCAGAGCAGCUGGAAAGGGAAGGAAUGCCUGUUGAAGCUGUGUGACACAGAAAUCUCCCUGGCCAUGGGGAUUGUGAACUGGCUGAAGCAGAAGACCCAGAGCACAGAUUCAGCAGGGUCCGUGUGUGGUAAUGAGCAUGGUGAGAAAAGAUGUACUCCUCAUUUAGGGGAACUACUGUCCACUGAGGACUUGGACAUGGCAGACAGGCAGCCAACAAUGGAGCAUUCUGACCCAGAAAAUUUUGCUUCCAAAAACAGAGUAGUCUCCCUGCAUGAUGAUAUCAUAGCUACAAAUGUCCAAUCCAAGUCCAUUAAAGAAGAAACUAUCUUACCCUCACCAGAGUGUGUCAGCCACAUGGAGAGCCAGAUCAAAACACCCACAAAUGGAUUUUGGUUCAGAAUAUUUAACAAAGAUUCUCCCCUAACCCCCAACAGGGAACUUAAAUCUCCAUUGUUGAGGUCUCCAGGUUCGACUACAAGCACCGUGUUCCUGUUAGCGAUCAACAGGGAAUCCCUAUGUGAGUCCUGUAAGAAGCUGCUGAAACAGGGCUCCAAAGAACUUUACCUGUGCACCUCCUGUGUGUCGUUCAUUGAGUACAUCAAGACGUCUGACAUCUUAAGCCCCAGUGAUUUCCCCAGAAUUGGGUCAGUUGGAACUCCUCGCUCUCUUCCAAGAGGUUUUCUGGAAUCUCCCGUCAGCCCUUGCAGAAUGGAAAGUGAUGCCAGCCUCAUGCACCUGCUGGAACAGUGUAUAAGUCAAAUGUCUUCUGUGAGUCUCAAUGGGAGCAACUCUGUGGGGGGCCAAGAUAAGGAUUCACCCAUAACUCCACUGGCAGAGAGCUUGUGGGAUAAUUUAAAGAGAAAUGUAAAUCUGGAGAAGGGCAAAGAGCAGCAUCACAAGUAUCUCAAAUCCAAGCACAAGGUGAAAAGCAGCAAAACCACAAAGAGAGAGAGCAGCCAUGGCACUAACAGACAAGAUGAGGGCACAGCUUCCUUGCCCCCUCGAGAAAGUGAAAAUCUAGGCACUUCUGAUGAUUUGGAUCUGGUUACAGCCAGCUCCUUGGAUGAGCUCAUUCCAGAGAUGUACGAUAGCUCAUGCUCAGACCUGCCCAGACCCACUUAUCUUCCGCUCUCUAACUUAGCCUACUCUGAGUUCGCCAGCAAGCUAAGUGAGAUGGACUCAUGGGGCAGGGCUAAAGGUCAGCCACGCAAAAGGACGCGGCGACACAAGAAGACUGCCGUGAACCGCGAUGGGCCAUGCGGGUAUGUCAUGCCAGAUGAGAAGAAAGUUGAAUGCAAACGGAGGAUGAAAAAGUGAUGACACAGAGUCUGCGCUGACAUCCUAGCUGACUCCGCCUCCUGUCUACAUCCUGGCCCCUCCCCAACUCCGCCCACAAUUCUCCCUCCAAUCAACAUCCUGGCUCCUCCCCAACUCCGCCCACAAUUCUCCCCCUCCAAUAUACAUCCUGGCCCCUCCCCAACUCCGCCCACAACCCCAAAACCAGUCUAAAACACUGUCCCUCUCAAACUCCACCCAGAAAUCCACCCCUGGUCUACAGUCCCACUUCCAAUCUCAUUUUGAACUCUUGAUGGCAGCUGAUCAGAAGUAUUUUCUCCCCGUGUGUUUUUGUAUUUUUUACAUUACUUUUUGACUCAUCUGUGACGUUUACCUGAAUCUGUAACAAGGAAUCACGUAUCAAGUCUUGUGGUGGCAAGUCUGCUCACUAACUGAGAUACCAGUGUUUGCUGAAACUCUGCUGGCUGCUUCAGUAGACCGAGCAAAACACGAUUGUUACAAAAAGCAACAGAAUGUUUUCUACCGUUCUGCUUGGUUUUAUAUAGCUUUAUUUUAUUUAGGUUUAUUUUUUGAGUUGUCAAACUAGAUGUGUAAUGUGCAAAAAAAUUCAUAUUACCCCUUUAUGUUUUCACAAAGCCUUAAAUGAAUUGAUUUGUUCCUUAACAAUCCUGGUGACAAACUUUUUCAGAAUCUUAACAGUACAUUUAUUCUGCAGCAUUCCUGAGCACAAAAGUUCUCCUUUUGACCUGCUGCUGUUGGACUGUCUUCAUUUGAUUGUCUAGUGGAAUAACUAUGCUGAUUUGGCAUUGUUUUCUUAUCACCCAUCAACCAUGAUUUCACUCCACAAGCAAUAUUUUAGUGAUUAGACACAGCGCAUCUUCUUGAAGAUCCUUUCACUACUCAGUGUGCUUUCGCUACCCUCAGUCGCUCCCCGUUUGUUGAUGUAAUUUGAAUGUAAUGCGUCGCUCAUAAGAGAGUCUUUCUCUGCUGCCGCAGCCUUCCCUCCUCCCAGGCCAGGGGACGGUACAGAAGUCUUCUGUGCUCCGUCUGUGAAUCAGGAGCUUUGUUUUUUUGAUCAUAGCAUAAGAUUGUUCUAAAACAUCCAUCUGUUUUUCUGAGCAUAAGCGAGGGGCCUGCGGUCAAUGUGGUCUUUAUGCCGGACUGAUGGCUGCAGGCUGCGUUCGGAUCAGCGUCGGCAGCCCGCCUCGCCCAUGCGGACGUUCCCCUGCUCGGGCCCACAGAGGUGCCGAUGACCUGUUGCGCCCACUUUUGGCCCCCCCCCCUCUGUACAGUCGCAGAAGAAACCCUGGAUGUGUCAGCGUAACAAUGAAGGGCUUCCAGUUCGUAAGGGGCUGCGAAUACUGUGGCCGAACCCUUUCGUUUCAGCUGUUUGGCAAACGCUCUCGCUAAAACGCUCUAAUUAAAACACUCAUUAAAACAUAUACAGUACGUCACUUUUUCACCAAUAUACAACAGCCGCUUAUAUCUGCAUCCUUAUGAUCCUCAAGCUGAGUCUGUUACCUGGAGUGGGGAUGUGAAGAAUGAGUAAGUGCUAUUAAUAACUGAUGGCGGUGGUGGGGGUUGAUGGCUCUAGCAGGGAGCUGGAUGGGAUGGCAUUCUGGGAAUGGCUGGCUGUACAUAAAAGGGCGGGUGUUGCAUUUCAACCUUGGACACUUUGUUCAGGCCUCGACAAUGGAAAUCUCAACACCCGUGACUGAGUGCAGCCGUUAACCCCCCCCCCCCCCCCCCAAUUGUCCUUCACUGCGCGGAGUGAUAGGGACCGUUCGGUUCACUUCGGCACACAUUACGUUAUCCACUCGUACUGGAAAGAUUAAUGUCAGACGGAGAGCUCCGUUCGGGAUUUAGUGCGCAUUUCUUUAAAGAUUGUUUUCAUUUCUCAAGCUGUAUGACUGAAAAUAAACCUCUGACCAAUAAGAUUGUGUUUAUUCAUAUGACAAGGGGAUUGCCACAUUUUAUUUUUGUUCCAUAAAAAGCAACUUAUAAAUUCCCACAUUUUUUACCCAACGAAGUUUACUGAAUGAAGAACAGCCCCCCUCCCUGAAACCGAUGGUCACGAGCCCCGUUUUUAACCUAUAGCCCACCUGCUUGGCCAUGUGGUUUGUACCAUAAAGACCACAAUUUUAUUUUUUCAAUGUAUCUUUCAUUUUGAUAUAGCUAUGUAUUUUUUGUUUCUGUCUGUUUUUGGUGGUUAAGGCUUAUGAUCUGCUAUAAAUAAAACUACAGUAGAGUAUGUAGGGUUCCAGAUUUCAGCAGGUGUAGUGGUUGAGCAAUGCACUCAGGACUUGCUUUCAGUGGUCUCUGUAGAGUAAAGAAUAAUUACUUCAAUAUGCAUUUUUUAGCAUGAUGCAAUAGUAUUCAUGACAGCAGAAACUAGAGUACUCAUGAAAAACAAGAAUGCUCAUGUCUGCAUGCGUAACUUUUACAAGUGCAAUACAGUGUUUCUACAGAAAGAAGCACCCUAUGGGCUACGGAAAAAUGUGUCUAAUUUUGUUACUCAAAGUAAUUUUUGUGCAAUAUUGACUGGAAAAAUGUGGUUUUGGUUUUGUUUAAAUUCUGAU